Penaeus monodon (black tiger shrimp) is the source of this 1053-nucleotide messenger RNA. Its product is annotated as venom allergen 3-like. The coding region runs from base 1 to 1053 and encodes 350 amino acids. The record is from RefSeq and is a predicted model, not a curated record. Gene Ontology annotation, cellular component: extracellular region. The transcript has 8 exons. Lineage: Eukaryota; Metazoa; Arthropoda; Malacostraca; Decapoda; Penaeidae.
AUGACCGGUUCAGUCGUGGCGUCCAGCUUCUUCCGGGACAAGUGGGGAAAACGGUUCAUAUGGCAAAUGAACUGCAGGCGUACAGACCUCAGCGCCCUUAUCUGCGACUCUCGCCUCUCUGAUGCUUCAAAACUAAUUCUUAAGCGCCUCCUUCCGCAGUGCGCGAUCGCCGCCGCGCAGAGAGACUUGGAGGUGUUCGGCGCCCACGUGUCUGCCGGCGGCGUGGAGUGCUCCCUCGCCGUCUCGGACAUCUCGGGGCCCCUAGACCUCGAGGCCGUUCAGGACCCUGCCUUCAGCGUGUGGAUUGUGCAGGGCUUCUAUGCAGUGGAGACAACAACAACCACGUCUACUUCUACGACCACCACCGGACCUACUACCACGACAGGGCCGACCACCUCGCCCUCGCCGUGGGCUCUGCUCGACCCCGCCCACUCUAUGCUCCUCCCAGAAAACCCGGACUGUGUGGACCUGAUGGGCGGAAUCACCCAGUCAGAGAUUUCAGGCAUUCUUUCCGCCCACAACAACUAUCGUGCGCAGGUGGCCAGGGGCGAGGAGUCCAGGGGGAACCCGGGGCCGCAACCCAACGCAACCAACAUUCACGAAAUAGUCUGGAGUGCCGAACUGGCGAUGAUUGCACAGGCUUGGGCUGCACAGUGCCCAACCAUGAAUGACUGCCAGACCUGCCGCAUAACUUCCACCUACAACUACGUGGGACAGAACAUGUUCAGGGCUUUUGCUUUCGAUUCCAAUCCGGCAUGGAAUGCGGCAGUAACAAAGUGGUACGAUAAUGUAGUCGAUUUCCCCAACACAUACGUAUCGUCGUUCGCAAGCGCCGGUAUGGCAGGGGGUUACACACAAGUGAUAUGGGCCGAGACUCUUGAGGUCGGCUGUGGAGGGGUGCAUGUCCAAGGCGCUACGUAUAUUGAGAAGUACUACGUGUGCAACUACGGCCCUUCCGGAAACUUCAUGGGCUUGCCUGUGUAUGAGGCCGGUGAGACUGCUUCUGCCUGUCCUGCGGGGCCAUCCAUUACUUAUCCUGAUCUAUGCGCAUAG